AUGGGCAAAAAGAAGAACAAGAAUAAGGUCAGCGGUGCUGUGAAAACCGCAGCUAAAACUGAGAAGAAGCUUGCUAAUAGGUUGAAGAAGGAAUUGGCUAAUUUAGGAGAGGAAGAUAUUGCUAAAGUAAUAGCAGAGAUUGAACGCGAGGAAGCAAAGAGGUCCGCAGCUACGGAGAAGGCUCUGCCAGGUCCUCCGUCACCGAGGGCUUAUGCCACACUCACACCACAUCCUACUAGUAAUGAACUCAUCUUGUUCGGAGGUGAAUAUCAUAAUGGACAAAAGACUGAGGUGUACAAUGAGCUGCUGUUCUACAACCCCACAAACAACUCGUGGAAGAUGCUGAAGGCCCCCGGAGCUCCCCCACCUAGAUCAGCGCAUCAGGCCAUCGCUACUCCUGCUAAUAAGGGUGAACUGUGGGUGUUUGGUGGGGAGUUCACGAGUCCUUCAGAAACACAGUUCCAUCAUUACAAGGACCUCUGGUGUUUCUCACUGGCUGAGAAGAAAUGGGAGAAGGUGGUCGCACCAAACGGACCGAGUUCUCGUUCAGGUCACCGCAUGGUGCUCCUCGGCCGUAACAUCAUCGUGUUCGGUGGGUACGCGGACGACGGCCGCGAGUGUCGGUACUUUGACGAUGUGUACUCGUUCUCCCUCGACACCAGGACCUGGAGUAAAUUGACUCCUAGUGGCAGAGGACCUACUGCUAGGUCUGCUUGUGUCAUGUUGCCUGCUGGGAGUGAUUCGCUGCUAAUCUACGGCGGUUUCUCCCGUGUCCGCGAGGGUCGUUCAGAGCGUACUCAGACUCACACGGACCUGUUCCGUCUGUCGCACAGAGAGGGCGGCGGGUGGGCGUGGCGGGGCCUGGCCGCGGGGGGCCCCGCCGCGCCGCCCGCGCGGGCCGGACAGGCCGCCGCCGUCAACCCACACAGCAACAGGGGAUAUGUGUUUGGAGGAAUCAGUGAUGUAGAAGAAACAGAGGAAGAGCUCCGUGGCGAGAUGAGUGAUGACCUGCAACUGCUGGACGUGGAGACUGGCAAGUGGCACAUUGUUACAUUACGGUCGGAACAACUCGGGGCCAAGCCAGUUGUCAAGGAGGAGGAACCGGCGCAAAAGGAAGAGGAGACUGUUACAGUGGUAACCGACGAAGUGUUCACAAUGAAGUUGGGUGGUGCCGCGGUACCUGUGACCGGGCCCCUGGCGGCGGCCUCAGUGGGCCCCAAGUCCGGCCCUGGCCCCCGCAUGUCCGCCAUGAUGGCGGUGCAACGCGCCACGCUAUACGUUUACGGAGGAGUACUAGAAAAAGAUGACAAACAGUUCUAUCUGUCUGAUAUGUAUAGUUUAGAUUUACAUAAACUAAAUGAAUGGAAGACGUUAAUAGAACAGCCUUCACUACCUGACUGGCUCGGAUCAGACUCCGAAGAUGAAGAGUCCGGCUCAGAUAGCAAUUCCGAAAGCGAUUCUGAUAGUGAUUAA
Molecule: messenger RNA, 1473 nt
Organism: Spodoptera littoralis (African cotton leafworm)
Lineage: Eukaryota; Metazoa; Arthropoda; Insecta; Lepidoptera; Noctuidae
Source: the annotation of a GenBank genome assembly